Messenger RNA from Leopardus geoffroyi (Geoffroy's cat), 6417 nucleotides. RefSeq names its product mannosidase alpha class 2A member 2 (gene MAN2A2). The record is from RefSeq and is a predicted model, not a curated record. The coding region runs from base 410 to 3937 and encodes 1175 amino acids. Lineage: Eukaryota; Metazoa; Chordata; Mammalia; Carnivora; Felidae. The transcript has 25 exons. Gene Ontology annotation, cellular component: Golgi membrane. Gene Ontology annotation, molecular function: alpha-mannosidase activity; carbohydrate binding. Gene Ontology annotation, biological process: mannose metabolic process; protein deglycosylation; N-glycan processing.
GCGGGGCGGGCGCAGCGGAGCGCGCGGGCGGCCCCGGCCCCGCGGGAGCGCGGCUAACGCGCGCAGCCGGCGGCGACGGCUGGGCGGACGCCCGCCUUCGCCUGCGUCGCUGCCUCCGCGCGGGCCGCUGACCCCGGGGAUGUGAGGGGCGCAGCUCGGCCGGCGGGGCUCGGAGGCCGGCUGCGGACGCUCCACCCACUCUGGCCUAGACCCAGCCUCCAAGGGCUAAAAAUAUUGCCCGGAGGCUCCUGUGCGGAAUCAGAUCGCGCUAAGUAGGGCAAACGGCGCAGAGGCGACAGAGCUCCUCGGCCCCGGGGCCAGAGCAAGUCUCCGGGGCGGCGGUUCCGCCCACGCUCGGCCCAGCACCUAGCGGCCUCCCUCCACCCAGCAGGUGUGUGUGGAGGCCAGUAUGAAGCUAAAAAAGCAGGUGACAGUGUGUGGGGCUGCUAUCUUCUGUGUGGCCGUCUUCUCGCUCUACCUCAUGUUGGACCGAGUGCAGCAUGAUCCCACCCGUCACCAGAAUGGUGGGAACUUCCCCCGGAGCCAAAUUUCUGUGCUGCAGAACCGCAUUGAGCAGCUGGAACAGCUGUUGGAGGAGAACCAUGAGAUCAUCAGCCACAUCAAGGACUCUGUGCUGGAGCUGACGGCCAAUGCGGAGGGCCCGCCUGCCAUGGUGCCCUACUACACGGCCAACGGCUCCUGGGUGGUGCCGCCAGAGCCCCGGCCCAGCUUCUUCUCUGUCUCCCCCCAAGACUGCCAGUUUGCUCUGGGGGGCCGGGGCCAGAAGCCAGAGCUGCAGAUGCUGACUAUAUCGGAGGAGUUGCCGUUUGACAACGUGGAUGGCGGCGUGUGGAAGCAAGGCUUCGACAUCUCCUACAGCCCGCACGACUGGGACGCCGAAGACUUGCAGGUGUUCGUGGUGCCACACUCUCACAAUGACCCAGGCUGGAUCAAGACCUUUGACAAGUACUACACUGAGCAGACCCAGCACAUCCUCAACAGCAUGGUGUCCAAGCUGCAGGAGGACCCCCGGCGGCGCUUCCUCUGGGCAGAAGUCUCCUUCUUUGCCAAGUGGUGGGACAACAUCAACGCGCAAAAGAAAGCAGCCGUGCGAAGGCUGGUGGGAAACGGGCAGCUGGAGAUUGUGACAGGAGGCUGGGUGAUGCCGGACGAGGCCAACUCCCAUUACUUUGCCCUGAUUGACCAGCUCAUUGAAGGACACCAAUGGCUGGAGAAAAACCUCGGAGCAACCCCACGCUCUGGCUGGGCCGUGGACCCCUUUGGACACAGCCCCACCAUUCCUUACCUGCUGCGCCGUGCCAACCUGACCAGCAUGCUGAUUCAGAGAGUGCACUAUGCCAUCAAGAAGCACUUUGCUUCCACCCACAGUCUGGAGUUCAUGUGGAGACAGAACUGGGACUCGGACUCCAGCACAGACCUCUUCUGCCACAUGAUGCCCUUCUACAGCUACGAUGUGCCCCAUACCUGUGGCCCGGAUCCCAAGAUCUGCUGCCAGUUUGAUUUCAAACGCUUGCCUGGUGGGCGCAUAAACUGCCCCUGGAAGGUGCCGCCCCGGGCGAUCACAGAGGCAAACGUGGCUGAGAGGGCAGCGCUGCUCCUGGACCAGUACCGGAAGAAGUCCCGCCUGUUCCGAAGCAACGUCCUCCUGGUGCCGCUGGGGGAUGACUUCCGAUACGACAAGCCCCAGGAGUGGGACGCCCAGUUCUUCAACUACCAGCGGCUCUUUGACUUUCUCAACAGCAAACCUGACCUCCACGUGCAGGCCCAGUUUGGCACCCUCUCUGACUAUUUUGACGCUCUGUACAAGAGGACAGGGGUAGAGCCGGGGGCACGGCCCCCAGGGUUUCCCGUGCUGAGCGGGGAUUUCUUCUCCUAUGCCGACCGAGAGGACCAUUACUGGACAGGCUAUUACACUUCCCGGCCCUUCUACAAGAGCUUGGACCGGGUCCUGGAAGCCCACCUGCGGGGCGCGGAGAUCCUGUACAGCCUGGCUGUAGCUCACGCGCGCCGCUCUGGACUGGCUAGCCAGUACCCUCUCUCCAACUUCGCCCUUCUGACGGAAGCUCGGCGCACCCUGGGGCUCUUCCAGCACCACGAUGCCAUCACCGGCACUGCGAAGGAGGCGGUCGUGGCAGACUAUGGCGUCAGGCUCCUGCGCUCCCUCGUCAGCCUGAAGCAGGUCAUCAUCAACGCGGCACACUAUCUGGUGCUGGGGGACAAGGAGGCUUACCACUUUGACCCUGAGGCUCCCUUCCUCCAAAUGGAUGACACCCGCUUAAAUCACGAUGCCCUGCCAGAGCGCACAGUAAUCCAACUGGAUUCCUCGCCCAGGUACGUGGUGCUGUUCAACCCGCUGGAACAGGAGCGGUUCAGUGUGGUGUCCCUGCUGGUCAGCUCGCCCCGGGUGCGUGUCCUUUCUGAGGAGGGUCAGCCCCUGGCCGUGCAGAUCAGCUCACACUGGAGCUCUGCCACUGACGUGGUCCCUGAUGUCUACCAGGUGUCUGUGCCCAUCCGCCUGCCAGCCCUUGGCCUCGGCGUGCUGCAGCUGCAGCUGGGCCUGGACGGGCACCGCACCCUGCCCUCCUCUGUGCGCAUCUACCUGCACGGCCGGCAGCUGUCCGUCAGCAGACAGGACGCCUUCCCUCUACGCGUCAUUGACUCUGGCACCGGUGACUUCGCCCUCAGCAACCGCUACAUGCAGGUCUGGUUCUCAGGCCUUACCGGGCUCCUCAAGAGCAUCCGAAGGGUGGACGAGGAGCAGGAGCGGCGGGUGGACGUGGAGUUCCUCGUCUAUGGCACCCGCACGUCCAAAGACAAGAGCGGAGCCUACCUCUUCCUGCCUGACGGGGAGGCCCAGCCCUACGUCCCCAGGGACCCCCCCGUGCUGCGUGUCACCGAAGGCCCGUUCUUCUCAGAGGUGGUUGCGUACUACGAGCACGUUCGCCAGGUGGUCCGGCUCUAUAACCUGCCAGGGGUGGAGGGGCUGUCUCUGGAAAUGUCGUCCCUGGUGGACAUCCGGGACUACGUCAACAAGGAGCUGGCCCUGCGCAUCCACACAGACAUUGACAGCCAGGGUGCCUUCUUCACGGACCUCAAUGGCUUUCAGGUGCAGCCCCGGCGCUAUCUGAAGAAGUUACCCCUGCAGGCCAACUUCUACCCCAUGCCGGUCAUGGCCUACAUCCAGGACGCCCAGAACCGCCUCACCCUGCACACUGCGCAGGCCCUGGGUGUCUCCAGCCUGCACGAUGGCCAGCUGGAGGUGAUCCUGGACCGUCGGCUGAUGCAGGACGACAACCGGGGUCUGGGCCAAGGGCUCAAGGACAACAAAAGAACCUGCAACCAUUUCCGCCUGCUGUUGGAACGGCGAACCCUGGGCAGUGAGCCUGGCUUUUUCUCCAAACUGGCAGCCAUGUUUAGGGGCUUGAUCUUUCACAGCAGCAGGAGCGAUAACCGAGAGGUCCAGGAUGGCCGCACUACCAGCUACCCAUCCCUCCUCAGCCACCUGACCUCCACGUACCUGAAUACCCCCGUGCUUGCCCUGCCCGUAGCCAAGAGGCAGCUCCCAGGCCCCGGUCUGCGCUCAUUUCAUCCCCUGGCCUCCUCCCUGCCCUGCGAUUUCCACCUGCUUAACCUGCGGACGCUGCAGGCCGAGGACGAUGCCCUGCCCUCGGCAGAAACCGCACUCAUCUUACACCGCAAGGGUUUCGACUGCGGCCUUGAGGCCAAGAACUUGGGCUUCAACUGCACCACGAGCCAAGGCAAGGUGGCCCUGGGGAGCCUUUUCCACGGCCUGGAUGUGGGUUUCCUGCAGCCAACUUCCUUGACGUUACUGUACCCUCUGGCCUCCCCCUCCAACAGCACUGACAUCUAUUUGGAGCCCAUGGAGAUUGCCACCUUCCGCCUCCGCUUGGGCUAGCACUUCCUGUGGCCUGAAGAGAAAGUUCAUCCACAGAGACUGCCUCUUACAUAAGGUCGGGUUGGACAAACCAGAUGGGUAUCCUGUCCCGAUCUACCUCUCAGAACUGUGACAGACUGGGCUCUGCCCUCAUUUUCUGUUUCUCGUUGCUUCUGUGUUCGGUGGCAACCCCAAACCCGGUGUUGGGUAGACAGGGCAGAUGCUAGUGAGAUCUUGGCCAGAGGGUCCUUGGUCAGAGUGGGCGGUGCCAGCCUCUGCUUUGGGUUGUGAGCGGCACCCAUUGGGCACAGGCUCAAGCACCCACCUUUCUCCCAAAAUGGGAUGGAGGAGAAGCAGGGUCAGGAAAGAUAGGGGAGGCUGAGUGGGUAGGAGCCCAGCGCCAGGGUCACUGGAGGUGGGAGCUGGUUCUGGGUGGGGGGGUCCUCUGGUUACGUAGGGACUGGAUGUCCUGAUGUGAGCGGGAACUGAGUGAUGGCUGGGUAGGGACCCAGAGUUAGCAAGGUGGAGGAAGAGGAAUCUCCACUUUCUGUGAUGACUCCACUGGGAGGACUCCACGCCUCGGCUAGCGGCUGUGGUGCGGCAGGAAGAGACCAUGCGUCCCUAGAGACCAUGUCAUGGCUAGAGGUCAUAGCACACUUCAGGUACCAAAACCCCCAUCUGGCCCCGGGCGCCUGGUCCGUGUGUUGAUGUAUGAGAUGGUGGCAGGGACGUGGGGGCGUCUUCCGUCCUCGCUGACGCCUCUUCUGUUCCUGUACUCUGUACACCACUGUCCUCGAGCUCCUUCCCACCCUGGGGGCAUCUGGUCUGGCAUACUUCCUUUCCCUGGAAGGAAAAUGAAGCCUCCAGUCCACCUCCCCUCCCCGUGAGCGUGAGCAAUUUGAGAAGGCUUUCUGCUCCGUCCCUACGGUCAGGCCAUGGAGCUUCAGCUGUGGUACAUGCUUCUACAGAGGGAUUUGGAUCCUGGCACAGGGACUAGGGUUAUGUAGAGUGAAUUAGGAGGCAGUAUGUCUGUUCGGCAGCCUUCAUUCAGCUUCGAUUAAUAGAGCAAAGGUUUUGACGGUCUCUAUAGAUGCCGAAGCAAUAUUUGGUAAAGUUUAAAAUCUAUCCCUUGUUAAAAAUCUUAGUAAGUUAAGACCACAAAGAAACUCCUAAUCUAGAUUAAAAAUCUCUAUCAGAAACCAGCAGUUAAUGACAUUCGAAAGAGUCAGACACCACAGGCAUUCCUAUAAAAGAAAUUAGCCAAGGACAUACUGUUAUUUAGCAGGGUCCUGGCACCAUAAUCCCCACAGUAGAGCAGGCGAAGGAGAGGAAGUUACUACUGUCAUUAUUUGGAGACAACAGAAUGGCAACCUAUAAAAUCUAUGAGAAUCAGCUGGAGACCUAAGACCAUUCUGUAAGUGGACAUAAAUGAUAGACAUCAUGCUCCUAUAAGGAUUUCGGUUCUCUCCAGAUCAGCCCACAAAUUCAGUGUGUUCCAGUGUGAUUGAAUACUUUUGGAAUUUUGAUGAGUUCUAAAGUUCAUUUGGAAGAGUAAAUACAUGAGAGUACUAACAAAUUCUGAAUGGUGGUGAGUUGGGGGUCGGGGGGGGGGGGCGCCGAGGGGAGGAAAGGGCAAUGUCCUGUGGCAUUGCCCCAGGGACUCUCAGGCAACCACACAUGGUCCGUGUGACCUGGUGUGGGAUCGGAAAGACAGACUGAUGGAACCAAAGUCAGAGUCCAGAAGCAGACCCAGGUAGAUGGGAAUUUAGUGGGAUAAAAGGAUUAUUUGAAGUGGGAAAAAGAUGGAUUGCUUUAAAUAGUACUUUAAGUCACUGACUAUCAAAGUAAGAGAUCUGUAGCUCACAGUUUCCACAAAAAUUAGUCCCAGAGAAAGGAACGAAAAAAUUAAACUACAAAAUUACUGAAGAAAAUACAGGAUAUUAUUAUACCUCUGGGGUGGAGAGCUGUUCUAAACAUAACACAAAACCUGAAAGAUGUAAUAAGGGAAAAGAUUAAACAGAUUUUAUUACCAAAAAACAUUGAAAGUUUUAUGUAUGACGGAAAACAUCAAGGUUAAAAUACAAAUGACAACCUGGGAGAAGAUGUUUGCAACACCUCAAAAACCGGUGAGUUAAUCAUUUUGGGUGAAAGCUUGCUUUGGGGUCCUCAGAGAAGGUCCCCUGGGCCUGCUGGGCCCCUACCUGAAUAUCAAGAGUCCUUCCAGAUCAUCCAGGGCUGUUGGCAGCUUCAGGCCAGGGCACACAGAAUCCUUUCUGUAUCACUCUGGAAGAAAUAAGAUUAUUGAUGUGAGGUGCUCAGCAGAGUGUCUGAUGCAUAGAGGAGCUCGAUAAAUAGGAGCUAUGAUCUUACUAGUAAAGGAUGCUAAACAGUUAUAUUAUAGCAGGUGUCAAUUACUCGUAUAAGAUGGCUUAUAAUCACAUGAUAAGGGAGACUGUGUGCCUCCUAGGAAAUGAGCAAAAUAAAGGCUGUUUAUCUUUGGA